Messenger RNA from Dermatophagoides farinae (American house dust mite), 6063 nucleotides. Lineage: Eukaryota; Metazoa; Arthropoda; Arachnida; Sarcoptiformes; Pyroglyphidae. The record is from RefSeq and is a predicted model, not a curated record.
UACCACAAUAACAGCAACAAAAAACAAAAAUCAAUAAACCAUUCACGAUUGUUGUUGAUCUUUGUAUGCCCAAAUGGGUAAUAAGAUAUCAUGUGCCAAUUGUAAUGGCAAACCAUCAUCAGCUGUAGCAGGACAUCAUCAUCAUCAUCAUCCAACAUCAAGUAGUACAGGUGGCGGCGGUGGUACAUCAUCAUCAUCAGCAACAACAAUUGGUAUUACCGGUUCAAACGUGGCUCGUUCACAGCAAUACGCACAUCAUUAUCACCAGGUUUUAUCAUCUAGUGGUGGUGGUGGUGUUGCUAUCGUAUCUGGGAGUGGUGGUGGCGGCGGCGGCGGUGGUGGUGUUGGCACCGCUAGUCAUCAUGGUGCACCAAUGUCCAACAUAUUAAAUGCUGGUCGUUCAAAUCAUAUAUUACGAUUAUGGGCUGAAGUAUUCCAUGUAUCAGCAUCAUCCGGUGCUGUACGUUGGAAUCAAGUUAGCGAUGAUCUUGUACCUGUUACUGUUUCAUUCAUAAAUGGUCGUUAUCAUAUCACUGCAUUUAAUUCACGUGUUGAAAAAGUAUUAGAUUGUUGGCUACAAUCAAAUAAAUUGGGACAAGCAUCCAGUUGUUUUAUCUAUUGGAAAGAUAAUGUUUCGGGUGAUACAUGGGGUCUGAAUUUUACAUCACCAGCUGAUGCACGUGCAUUUCGUGAAUGUAUACAAUCUGGUACAGUACAAUUACAGACCGGUUCUGGACCAAAACGUGCCGAAUCUUCCUAUAGCCUUCGUGCUGCUGCUACUGGUACUGGUGGUGGUAAUCAAGAUGAAUCAUCUACACAUCAAUCAACACAACAACAACAACAACAACAACCGCAUGGACGUCAAAGUAAAGCUGGUUCUGGUGCACAUUUAACAACAAAAUAUUAUUCUAAUCGUACUGCCAUAUCGACACCAAAUUCACCAUCAAAACGGCGAUUACAGCAACAACAAGUUGAACAAUUGCAACAACAAGCUUAUGGUCAACAACAACAACAACAACCUCAAUGUACAUGUGAUUGUUUAACGGCCGAAAUGUUACAUAAACAAAGAAAUGGCCGUAUACGUUAUGCAAAUUUUACUCGUCAAGAUAGUGGUGGUACAACUCAAUCAUCUAGAUCUGAUGGUUCAUUAGUACGUCGUCAGCAUGAACGUCAACAACAAUAUUAUCGUAGUGCACAUCAACGUUCGAUUGAUGAACAUUAUAGAAAUCGUGUUUCAACAACACCUAGUCAACAAUUAUCUCGUACAUUGGGACCAGCAGCAUCAUCAUCACAUCGUCAUAGUCGUGUACAACCGAUGGAAAGUAAUCAACAAUCACAACGUAUUCAAAUGACCGGUAGUGGUCAUCAACAAGCGGAUAAUUAUCCAACUUCCAUACAGAAUGGUGGCUAUAUUCAGAUACAGCAUCAAAAAGCAAUAGUUCAUAGUAGCGGUAAACAAAUUCAACAACAACAGCAAGAUCAACAACAAAGUAUCCAGGAUCAGCAACAACAGCAACCAUCAAGUCGUCCACAAUCACAAGCUCAAGCAUCACAAACACAGCAAUUAGUAUCGACAGCAACAACAACAGAUGAUUUAGUGGAAACAACAGGAACAGCCCCAACAAAUAUUUCACAACAACAACAACAAAAACGUACAUCAACACGGCCAAAAUCAUUGGUUUCCGGUACAAUCGGUAAUAGUAUAGAUAAUAAUGAAACACGUCGUGAUCGUACUCAUCGAUCAUUAGAAGGACGACGACGCUCAUUAGAACGUAUGCAAUGUGUUGAUUUGACCGAUUCAUCACCAACAAUACCAAUAAGAGAUAAUUCUAAUAAUCGUGAUCUAAUCGAUAAUGAUCAUCGGCCUUCAGCUGCUCAAUUAGAAGAAUAUGAACGUGAAUUACGUCGUCGAUUAUUACAUGGUGGUGAUUCAACCGGUGGUACUGGUGGUACCAAUAAUGAUGCCUUGGAAACAUUUGAAACAUUAUUAAAAGAAUCAAUGGAUGAUGUUGCAAAUCUAAUGCGUGAAGUACAACAUGAAUUGACAUUGAUACGUGCCGAAGAGAAACGUUAUCAAUCACAAUCAACACAAUCAUUACAUCGUAUUGCAUCGGCAGCAAAUCUAUAUGGUGGACCUGGUUCAUUACAUGGUGCUGGUGUUCGUUCACCAAUACCACAAUUUGAUACAAUGUCAAUCGAUGGUCAAUUACCAUUUUUGCCUUCAUUUGCAAGCUCAUUAGCACAAGCAUCAUCUGCUUAUCAUCAUCAUCAAUUACAACAACAGCAGCAACAACAAUAUCAAUCAUGGGAUCGUUUAGCUGCCGGUUAUUUAACAUCAUCAGAAAUAUCUGAUGAUGAUCGUGCAUCAUUAACAACGGCUAUUUCAGAUGAUGAAGAUAUUAUCGCUUGUUCGGCUGCUGCUACCGGUAGUGAUCGUUAUUUAAUCAAUCAUCAUCAUACCACACAUACACAUCAUCAACCAUCACCUAAAACACAAUUAAAUCCUCGACAUCAAUCAAGACAUCAUUCACAAUCAUCAUCAUCAUCAACUGUUGCCAUUUCAUUUGAAUGUCUUGGUUCGGUACGAAAAUCGGGUUUUUUAUCCGUUAAAAAAUGGCUUAUACGUAAACGACAUAGUCUAGAAUUGGCACGUAAACGUGGCUGGAAAGGUUAUUGGGUUUGUCUAAAAGGAACAACAUUAUUAUUCUAUAGUUGUGAUGCAAAUAUGGUGAAUCCAACACAAAAUGUUGAACAACAACAUCAAUCAACUGGACAACAGCAACAGCCAAAAAGUGGCCAAUCAAGUACAAGUGAAUUAACACCAAAACAUUUAAUAUUUGUUGAUGAGUGUCUAGUACAACCGGUACCGGAACAUCCACGUCGUGACAAUGUAUUCUGUCUUUCAACUUCAUUCGGUGAUGCCUAUCUAUUUGAUGCUACCUCUUUACCUGAACGUGAUCAAUGGAUACAGGUAAUACAUACAGCUUGUGCUGCACAAAUUGCACGAAAUUCUGGUCGUUGUACAAUAUCACAUUAUCUUGUUGAACAAUAUCAACGUAUUGAACAAUUUGUUGAACAAGAUUAUCAACAACGACAGGAAGCUGAAAUAUUAUUAACAUGUUGUACGGAUGAGAAACAAAAACAACAGCUAAUUAAUCAUGUAUUUAUGGUGGAGGAGAAAAUUGAACGUAAUCGAAUUGAGAUAUUUCGUUUGAAAUCAUAUUUUGCUGCCCUAACCAAUGAUGAAGGACCAAACCCAAAGACAUUAUUAUCACAAUCAUCAAGACGUACGAAAGCUCAAUUGAAUCGUAUCGGUGUAUUUACUGUAUCAUCACUUCAUGCAUUCAAUUGUGCCAAAAAUUCACAAACCAGUGUAGAAAAAUCAUUACAUCGACAAAAUUCUUUUGGUGGUAGUGGUGGUGGUGGUUCUAUUUCACCCGUUAUACCACCUUCAAAUGAUUCGGCUAUAGUAUUGCAUCGUGAAAUGCAUUAUUCACCUAAUCAUCAGCGUACAACACCAGUAAUUAUUGAUGGUCAACCGACAACGACAACAACAACUGGAAAUGUAACACCAUUAUCACGUGUACAAUUAACAAUCAUAUUGAUGACUGGUGAACAACGUACUAUGGAAGUGCCACAAACAUGGAUUAGUGAACAAUUAUUAUCCGAUAUAUUUGGUCCUGGUCCUGAAUCACGUGAAUAUUUUCUCCGUUGCUCAGAAACCGGUACAAUAUUGUAUCGUAAUGAUCUUGUUGCCAAUUAUUCUAAUCAUACAUUAAUGAUUACGCCAAAGCUUCUAUUCACUAUUGAUUUAGUUCGAGAAUCAAAUGAAAUGCUAUUCGGAUUUUCAGUCGAAUCAGAGUUAUAUCAAAAUAUUCUUCGUGUAUUCGUUAUGCGUGUUGAACCAAAUUCAAUUGCCGCAAUGCAUGGUCUUUGUCGUCAUGAUGAAAUAAUGGUCAUCAAUGGUGCAUUAGUACAAGAAUUGGAUAUGAUGUUUGUUGAAUCGAUCCUACAGGAAGAGCUUACACUUUGUCUUAUGAUAAGAUCAGCACGUUUAGAUGUUCCUACACAAGGACAAGCCAUAUUAAAAGUACAGCCAUCAAAUGAUAUAGCAGGUAAAACAUUACAACCGGUAAUAACCCAACAACAAUUAUUAGCACAUCCUGGUGGUGGUAGUGGUGUUGGUGGUGGAUCAAGUUUUGAUAAUGAAAAAACACCAUCAGUAACAGAUGAUCUAAUCGAAUCAUUAGUAUGUCCACCACCACCUAGUACAGAUUUUUCACAGCUAAUAUUAUCGGAUAUACAAUUAUCGAAAUAUAUUGUACCAAAAGUAGAUCAUUUUCUACCUACAUCCGAAAAUUUAACAUCAAUGAAUGUGAUUCAUCAACAACAGCAACAAUCAUCGAUAACUGAUUCAACAACCGGUGCAUUAUUAGCAACAGCCGAUAGUUAUGAUCAUCAAGGUGAUGAUGAUCGCUAUAUUUCAUUAGCUAAUGCAACAGCAGCAAUAACAACAACCAGUCCAUCACAAGACAAUCAACAUUUACAACAAUUAUUACAACAAACAAUGAUUAGUGAUGAACAAAUUGUUAGCGAUAUAGAUUGUCAACAAUUAUUGAUUACCGAUACUGGUCCACCAUUAAGUGAAGCAAUACAAUCGGCAUUAAAUCAAUGCCAUGUUGAUUUAACCGGUGAAAUUGGUGGUCAACAACAAUCACAACAACAGCAACAACAACUGCCACUACCACCAUUGCCAUCAAUUUCUACAUCAUUAUCAUCGGCAUCAUCACAAUUAUCAUCGAAUAAUGCCAGUACCAGUAUAAAACAUAUGGAAAAAUUAAUACGUGAAUUAUUGGAUACUGAAAUGAAUUUCUGUCAAUCAUUAAAACAAUUAGUGGAAUUAUAUCUUGAGCCAUUAUCACAGAAUAAUUUUCUUACAGUAACCGAUAUAAAAGUAUUAUUCGGAUCAAUUUUAAAAGUGAUUGAUGCACAGAAUGAAUUCCGUUCAGAAUUGACUGAAGUUGGUGAACAUAUCCUUGGUGAUUGUGAAUUAUUAUUGAAAAAAUGUCAAACAUUCACUACUACUUCUGGUGGUAAUAAUCAACAACAAGAACCAACUGUCAAUGAAUUGGGUGUUGGUUAUAUUGCCGAUUGUUUUGCUAAACAUUCAAAAAAUUUUCGAGAUUAUUCAACAUUUUGUGCCUCACAUGCACGUGCAGUUAAAUUAAUGGCACAGGAAAAAACGGCCGUACACGAAUGGUUACAGAAACAAUCUAAUGGUCAGAUAUCACAAUCAUUAGAAUCAUAUCUAAUACGACCAAUACAACGUGUAUUAAAAUAUCCACUAUUAUUGGGACAAAUGAAGGCAUUAUGUUCGAAAGGGACGGCAAAUUAUUCCAAAUUAGAAGAUGCAAUUAAAGAUCUGGAAAAAGUUGCCGAACAUAUAAAUGAAAUGCAACGUAUACAAGAAGAAUAUGGUGCUAUUUUUGAACAUUUAGCACGUAAUCAUACACGUAUGGCCACUAAUACGAAUGGUCCUGCAGCGAUUAAUACAUUAGGACAGAAUGGACAUAUUGUUGAUCUAUCACCACCGGCAUUGAAACAUUAUGGAAAUGUUGAUUGGAUAAAUUCAAUGGAAUUUUUGGGCAAAAAUUGUCGUAAAGGUGUUGAAUGGAGUUCAAUUUGUUUUGUUUUCAGUCAAUGUGUUGUAUUUCUAUGCAAAGAAACAAUACGACAACGGAAACGAAUGCCAACAGCCAAAUCGAUUGAUGUGGAAAUAAUUCGCCAUCAGGUAUUAAUACCUGUGAUUGAAGUACAAGUACGUGCAUGUCCACAGAAUGAUCAAUCAUCAAAUGAAACGGAUUAUAAAUGGGAAUUGAUACAAUUGAAAAUGAAUGCCGGUAAACGUUCGGAAAAGAUUUAUCGUUUAAGUAAUAAGUAAGUUUGUUGGUUUGUUUUUUUAAAUCGAUUUUUUAUUUUCAAAUUCUUUAUUGAUUACCACAGAACAAGUGAUGAACGUAAUGAAUUUCUUCGUGUUAUACGGCAAAUUAUCCGUGAAGAUGU